Manduca sexta (tobacco hornworm) is the source of this 863-nucleotide messenger RNA. Its product is annotated as protein Daple. Lineage: Eukaryota; Metazoa; Arthropoda; Insecta; Lepidoptera; Sphingidae. The transcript has 6 exons. The coding region runs from base 72 to 863 and encodes 263 amino acids. The record is from RefSeq and is a predicted model, not a curated record.
AAUACUAUGGUAAUUACAUCAUUCAAAUAAAUUUUCUUAAAAGUUGAAACACGUUUUCAAACUAUUUAAUAAUGCAAAAUAUCAACAACCAAAACAAUUUAUUUUCGCCAGAAAACUUAAAAUUCGUUGAAGUCAACAGUUUUUCUGUGGUUGAAUCGCAUCAAAAGAAUUUUAUAAACGGCAUCCGUAAUCUUCACAAUUUAAUAAACAAUCUUGAAAAAAGUAUUAACACGUCGAAAAAAUAUGAAAAAAGACUAUUUCAAUGUAAAGCUAAUCAUGCACAUUCACACAACGCCAAUGAAUGGUGGGAUACAGAUGUUUCUGAAGAAAAACGCGAAAUCCUCAAAGGCUCUGAAAGGGACAAGUCUGUGGAACUAGCAGCAUCUUGGUCUACAGUGAGCAUUGUGUGUCUUCAAUAUCAGUACGAAGAACUAUCAAAACGUUACGAUUCCUUGCUACAAGUAUACGAGAACCGUUGCAAAUCUGUCAACGCUUGCAAUGUAUCCAUAUUAAACCUGCGGCAACGUUUAAAGUCCACUCAUGAGCAACUAUCACAUGCGCACAGGGCCUUGCUGGCCGUCGGAGACAAGUAUCUGGCUCUAAGACGCAAGAGGAAUAGGCAAAAAGGCGAAUACGAAGAUAAAAUCCUCAAACUGGAGGAAAAGUUAAAGAACGUUUUGAAAAUUGCUGAGCAAGGGAGGCUCAAGUUAGAUUCGCAACUUGCUGUGUAUCUUGCUGAGGAAAGAAAUUCUGAAGCUGCAAUGUUGCUUGUUGAGGAUACAAGAAAAUGCAACCAAUUGUUCUUAGAAAAUUUGCGACUCAAGUCAAAAAUCGAAGAGCGACCCGCGGGGAAUGUUAAUUAG